This is a messenger RNA of Pocillopora damicornis (cauliflower coral), 2008 nucleotides long. Its product is annotated as m7GpppN-mRNA hydrolase NUDT17. Gene Ontology annotation, biological process: NAD+ catabolic process; NADP+ catabolic process. The record is from RefSeq and is a predicted model, not a curated record. Gene Ontology annotation, molecular function: NADH pyrophosphatase activity. Gene Ontology annotation, cellular component: cytosol; peroxisome. Lineage: Eukaryota; Metazoa; Cnidaria; Anthozoa; Scleractinia; Pocilloporidae.
ACCGCGUACUUUGAGUGUCCCUUCCCGAAUUUAUCUCAGAGGGAAUGGGGUGGCUGUACACAAGCUACACGAUAGUAUCAUUCAAUUGUCCAUGGAAGUUGAAAAAACAGCUAAAAUCGUUUGGUUUUGGUCCUAAUCUUGCAGCGGUCGAUUAUUUUGGCCUCCAAAAUGAGUAGACGGGUGUUUCUAUCCAGUUCUUCCCAUUCAGAGGGAGCGACCCCUCUCUCGUUCGAGAAAUGCUGUUUGACUACAAUGCAAUGCAGUGGUCACCAGAUAAAUGCAGAAUUUUCGUACCAGGAUGAAAGACUGCUUCUGUAUCCCAGUGAUCAAGGAGUAAGACUUAUGCAUCCUCCUGGAUGCCCUUGCCGUUCUUUGACAGCCUCAGACAUUGCUAACAUUCCAGAAAAUAUCCUGAGUCAAGGAGUGAAACCAGCAGUUGCUGUUUUGCUUCAGUCAUCAGAUGGUUAUGUGUUGCUGACAAGACGUGCACAACACAUGCGCACCUUUCCAUGUGUGUGGGUUCCCCCAGGGGGUCAUAUGGAGCCAGGAGAGACUCUUAAACAAGCUCUACUAAGAGAACUCUCAGAGGAAACUGGAUUGACUUUUUCUAAGGAAAGCCUCGAAAUCUCAACACUUGGUCUGUGGGAGUCUGUGUUUCCUCCCGUUCUGUCGAUUGGUCUGCCUGUGAGGCACCAUAUCGUAGUGUACUACCAGGCCAAGGCUAAGGAAGACCGACAAACUUUACAGAAGAAGCUUAUCUUGGAUAAAGACGAGCUCGAUGCUUCGGCUUGGGUAGACCAUGCUACUAUUGUAGAAGUGGUGCAAAGUGAUGACUUUGGCCAGUCAAGACCAGUACCACAAAGAUAUAUUAAAGCCACUGUGCUUGAAAAUGGCCAGAAAGUUGAGAAAAAUCUUCCUCUUUCAAUCCUGAUGUCUACCAUGCCUCGCACGUCUGAAGAUGGACAGGAGUUGAACCAGGAGCGACUCUCCACAGGGACGAAGUUCGCUUUAGGACAAUUGGUUAAAAAAGACCUUCCUUCUGGAGGGGCGUGGUAAUUAAUAAGAGUGUUGAACUCGUCAAGAUGAUAACGAUAAACAUAAUUAAAAUAAUGGUAUUUAUAACUUGUGUGCUAGCGUUUUCUUGCGCAUUAAGUCGAGUUUAUAUUAUUUUUUUAUUAAAUAUUUUCCUACCAUUUUUUGAUAAGUUCUACGAACAUGAUUUUGAUAUAUAUUCGAAUUAUAUUUUAUCAGUUAAACGAUUACGAUAAUACGAUUACAAUAAUAAUAACGUUGAUCACGACGAUGAUGAUGAUGAUGAUAAGAUUUGGGGUGUAUGUGCGUCGGUGAGGGUAUCACAAGAAAUUUUUUUAUCAACCGAGUUGAUAAUGUGAAUUGGCCUCCGGAGAGAAUUUCGAGCGUGAACAGAGGAAUUAUGGGUUGUGUAAGAGCGUAAAGGUGCACACGACAACCCUGAAAGGCGUUGUAGGUAGGUUUUAGGUCACGGUUACUUGACCUCAGAAUUUUAGGAAAAAAACGUCACUGUAAGGAAAAGGCAUAGUGGUUAUAUAUGAAUAUAAUAAUAUCACCAGAUAUCCAGGUUACCUCUCGAGAUUGUCGCGUGCACUCUUUUCCCGAUAACCUUUCUCGAAACGACUGUCUACAGAUAGAGCUACGCAAUUGGUGGGAACAAUUAGAAGUCAUUGAAUAAUUUUAUAAAUCAGUUUAGGAGUUAAAAAAAUUCUUCGAAGCGCACAGGCUUUUUUAUAAUUAGAUUAAAUUUUUGUACAGUAAAGAAUUUAUGUGUGGGAGGGCACUCAGAGGGUGAGGAAUGAGCUGUGUGGGAAACAAAUUUGAUUUGUUCAAUUCAUUUAAAUCAAUUAGAAUUAAGGUUUUUAGGUUGAAAAAAUGUUUAACAAUUUGAAUUACAUGUGUGCAAAUUUACUGUGUAUUAAUAACGAUGGCGUUGCUCCAUAUUUAACUCGCCCCAGUAAACUACGUUUACUUAUCA